GGUCAGUGCUUUCUGUGUUGUGGGGGUUGGCGAAUAGUGUAGGUAGAGCUAGUGAAGAUAACCUAUCAAGAUCAUUGAACUGUAAAUAAAAACUCUUUCCAAAGGUCUCGCAUUGUGGAAUACAAUGUCGGAUACGGAGACCAAGCCUUCAAGUGACGGAGGAGAGAAGAAAGAUGGAGAGUAUAUCAAAUUAAAGGUGAUCGGCCAGGACAACAGUGAAAUUCACUUCAAAGUGAAGAUGACAACGCAUUUAAAGAAGCUGAAAGAAUCCUACAGCCAGAGACAGGGUGUCCCCAUGAACACCUUACGGUUUCUCUUUGAAGGACAGAGAAUUGCAGACAACCAAACUCCCAAAGAGCUUGGAAUGGAAGAUGAGGAUGUCAUUGAAGUGUACCAAGAACAGACUGGUGGCCAUUGGAAUGACUAGGAUAAAAUUCUGCUCGCUUUUUUUGUUUUGUUUUUAUUUUAUUUUGUAUGUAUGACUUUAUUUUAUCCGCUGGUUUUAUUUGCUAUUCCCAUUGAUAGGAAAGGAGAUCAUUCAACCAUCUGGAUCAAACUAUCCCUGCCUGCUGCCAUGAUCUAGAGAUUUUAAAAGAUGAUGUUGAGCCAGAAAGUAUAAAUGGAUAGAUGGCAUUUCCUUCUCUUCAGCAGUCUUCUUCUUCUUCUUGUUCCUUCUCUUCUUCUUGUUCUUCUUCUUCUUCUUGUUCCUCUUCUUCUUCUUCUUCUUGUUCUUCUUCUUCUUCUUGUUCCUCUUCUUCUUCUUCUUCUUGUUCUUCUUCUUCUCUCUGUCUUUCCCCCUUUCUCUCUCUUUCAUUUCUCAUGUAUACCUUGCACACAGGAUACAAGUCAGGACGUGUGCUUAGUGAGAUCACAGAUACAGUGACAUGUUGUGUUCUGCCCAAAGCUCAGGACGAUCCCUCAUGAUACUCCACUGCCCAAUUGUGUGUGUGUGUGUGUGUGUGUGUGUGUGUGUGUGUGUGUGUGUGUGUGUGUGUGUGUGUGUGUGUGUGUGUGUGUGUGUGUGUGUGUGUGUGUGUGUGUGUGUGUGUGUGUGUUUCAGUUGGUUUAUUGUGUGCACGAUUUUGAGUACGACAAAACAUGAAUCUCGUGUCUCUAGUCUCUGUGGGCGCCUCGUGGCCCAACAAUAAGACCACUGUGUGACCUAUCUUGCUGUGUACUUCCCAAGCCGUUGUGUCGUGAUGUGGGUUUGAUAGUAAACCCUAAUAAGGAACCCCUCCUUGAGUAAACAUGCUUCCUCUGGGUACAGGUUGGUAAGAUGUAGGCCUACCCUGAGUCAAGGACAAACAUGCCCCCCUUACGGAGUAGGUACCAACAUGUCAGAGACUUAUGCCCUUAGAAUAGUUUGUUUGUGUGUGUGUGUGCGUGCGUGCGCAGGGUAAAGUAGACUUCACAUAUACAUGUUAAGUUCAGGCAGAACAUCUCAUUAAUUAGGUGCUGGGUGAAGAUGGAAUGGACUUCAUAGUAGGGGGAUGAGACCCAUACCCUGACCAGAGCUUCAUAAUGCAUCUUUAUUUAAAGAUGACAGACUUCAUUUGUUUUGUCAAACAGAGGUGUGUUGUGGAACUUUAACCAGUAUCUACUCACAGUAGGGUUCUAAUGUCAAGUCAUGUAGAGGUGCAAUCCUUUGCAAUCAGAGAAAUAUUUGGAAAUAUCAGUGAUAUUCUUGACCUUAUAAAAUACGAGAAUAUUGACGAAUGUUAUGUUUAAAUGUUUGACUAAGUCUGAAUAAGUGUGUUAUUAAGCCCAAGUAAGUGUGCAUGUCUAUGAACAUAGUUGAUCGUGUUUAAAUAUUUCAUUAUCAUUGAAGAGGUGUUUCAGUGAACCUUGGGUGUGUGCGUGUGCUUUUUCUAAAGUGCUGUCCCCCCCCACUGAUUACUUUUGGAAACAGGAUUAUUUUCUACAUCAGCUUGCAGCACAUGUUUUAACCGGUAAUCAUACUUAUUUAUUUGAACUGUGUGACUUCAUUCUUUUUUUAAAUGGCCACAUGUUCACUGUGCUCACUCUGCCUUCUUAAGUGAAGACUCCCAGGAAAUUAGUUUCUUGUGUGCGAUUGAUUGGCACAUAAAGGUGGCUUUGUGUGUGUUCAUUUCUGCAGCAUCAUACUUUGAUUGUUUCUAAUGUGUUUUUUUUUUUCUUUAUAAAGGAUAACUGAUCCAGAUGGUUUUAUUGACAUAGAAAGAAUAUUAUUUUUCUUUUGUCUUGUUUUAUAAAUAAAAUGUGUCAUAAAACA
Molecule: messenger RNA, 2251 nt
Organism: Clupea harengus (Atlantic herring)
Lineage: Eukaryota; Metazoa; Chordata; Actinopteri; Clupeiformes; Clupeidae
Gene: sumo1
Product: small ubiquitin like modifier 1
Molecular function (GO): protein binding
Source: RefSeq, a predicted model, not a curated record